Messenger RNA from Eupeodes corollae, 4401 nucleotides. It is a transcript of the gene ATPCL, whose product is annotated as ATP-citrate synthase. Bases 265 to 3582 code for a protein of 1105 amino acids. Gene Ontology annotation, molecular function: ATP citrate synthase activity. NCBI's taxonomy places the organism in Eukaryota, Metazoa, Arthropoda, Insecta, Diptera, Syrphidae. The transcript is spliced from 10 exons. The record is from RefSeq and is a predicted model, not a curated record. Gene Ontology annotation, biological process: acetyl-CoA biosynthetic process; tricarboxylic acid cycle; citrate metabolic process. Gene Ontology annotation, cellular component: cytosol.
GUCGAAGUCUGUAGUGUAGUGGAUUUUCCACAAGAAAAAGAAAAUUCCAAAAGAUAUCUUAAAUAAACUCCUUCAAACAAAAAUUAAAUAAUUUACCCUUAAACUAGUUUUUGAUCGGCCCAAAAUUAUAAUAUUCAUUUCAAGUAAAAGCUAUUAACUUACGAACUUAAAUAGUUCUCUCUUCCAUACUAAAAAGAAAAGUUCUUCAAAACUUGAAAAGGAUACAAUAAUAGGGUGUGUUGAAGAUUGCAUAGUUUUGAAAAAAUGUCAGCAAAAGCUAUUUACGAAGCAACUGGAAAGGACAUAUUAAAUCGUCAUUUGGGAAACAAUGUCGCCAGUACAUGUCGCUUUGCCACGGUCAACUUGGACACGGACUUAUCCAAACUCGUUGACACCCAUCCAUGGUUAAAGGAGACAAAAUUGGUUGUAAAACCCGAUCAACUGAUUAAGCGUCGUGGAAAGUUAGGUCUUAUUGCUGUUAACAAAACCAUUGACCAGUGUAUAGAAUGGAUUCAGGCGCGAAUGAACAAAGACCAGCAAAUUGGAGCUGCAUGUGGAAAAAUAAAGAACUUUAUUAUCGAACCAUUUAUUCCACAUAAAGAUGAAGAAGAAGCUUAUGUAUGUAUCUAUUCACAUCGUACUGCUGAUACGAUAUUGUUCCAUCAUCAAGGUGGUGUAGAUAUUGGUGAUGUUGAUGCCAAGGCACUUAAGCUCGAUAUUCCCGUUGGUCAUAGCACUUCGCUGGAUGAAAUCAAAAGCAAAUUAUUGGUCAAUGUGACGGCAGAUAAAAAAGAUCGUAUUGCCAAUUUCGUACAUGCUCUCUAUCAAACCUACACAGAUCUGUACUUUACCUAUCUUGAGAUUAAUCCGCUCGUCGUAACCGAUGAUGGUAUGUAUAUUCUUGAUUUGGCUGCCAAGCUGGACUCGACAGCCGAUUUUAUUUGCCGACCAAAAUGGGGUGAAAUUGAAUACCCACCACCAUUCGGCCGAGAUGCCUAUCCCGAGGAAGCUUAUAUCGCUGAUUUGGAUGCUAAGAGUGGAGCUUCAUUGAAAUUGACCAUCUUGAACAGGAAUGGUAGAAUUUGGACAAUGGUAGCUGGUGGUGGUGCAAGUGUUAUCUAUUCUGAUACAAUUUGUGAUUUGGGUGGUUCUGAAGAAUUAGCUAAUUAUGGUGAAUACAGUGGAGCACCAUCUGAGCAACAGACCUAUGAAUAUGCAAAGACAAUUUUGAAUUUGAUGACUUCUUCACCUAAACAUCCUGAUGGAAAGAUUUUGAUCACUGGAGGAGGAAUUGCUAACUUUACAAAUGUUGCUGCUACUUUUAGAGGUAUCAUAACCGCCUUGCGAGAAUUCCAACCCAAAUUGGUCGAACAUAAUGUCUCAAUCUAUGUCCGACGAGCUGGACCAAAUUAUCAAGAAGGUCUUCGUAAAAUGCGAGAAAUCGGCAGUUCUUUGGGUAUUCCAUUGUUCGUAUUUGGCCCAGAAACACAUAUGACUGCAAUUUGUGGCAUGGCUCUGGGCAAGCGGCCAAUUCCCAAAUCGUGCAAUGUUGAAUUCUCAACUGCUAAUUUCUUGCUACCCGGUGGACAGCAGGAAGCUUCUGAGAAUAAAAGUGCAAAACUACCAGAAGUAGGUGAUUUGGAUGCAACUAACGGUGCAACCAAGCACUCCAUUAAACUACCCCCUCUCUUGACAGAUUGUCAGAAAAGCGAUGUAGCUGACGGUUGUCAAGCCGAGGCGCUCUCCAAGAAGCUCUUCUCGAAGAAUACCUUUGCCAUUGUGUGGGGAAUGCAAGCGAGGGCUGUGCAAUCGAUGAUGGACUUUGAUUUCAUAUGCAGGCGUGAAGAACCAUCUGUUGUAGCUAUGGUCUAUCCAUUCACCGGUGAUCACAAGCAGAAGUUCUACUGGGGACACAAGGAGGUCCUGGUGCCGGUGUACAAGAAUAUGUCUGACGCUGUCAACAAGCACAAGAAUGUCGAUGUUUUGGUUAAUUUCGCUUCGUUGCGAUCGGCCUACGAUUCGACCAUGGAAGUUCUAGAAUACCCCCAGAUCCGCACAGUGGCCAUUAUUGCCGAGGGUAUCCCAGAGAACAUGACCAGGAAGAUGAUCUUGGCUGCCAACAAGAAGGGAGUGUCGAUCAUUGGUCCGGCGACAGUGGGUGGAGUUAAGCCAGGAUGCUUCAAGAUCGGAAACACCGGAGGAAUGUUGGACAAUAUUCUGCAUUCGAAAUUGUACCGUCCCGGAAGUGUGGCCUACGUCUCGCGAUCGGGUGGUAUGUCCAACGAAUUGAACAACAUCAUUUCCAAGGCGACAGAUGGUGUGUUGGAGGGUGUAGCCAUUGGUGGAGAUCGUUAUCCCGGAACCACCUUCAUGGAUCACAUAAUGCGUUAUCAAGCAGAUCCUGAGAUCAAAUUGAUCGUGUUGCUCGGUGAAGUUGGAGGAACUGAGGAAUACGACGUUUGCAAGGCCCUAAAGGACGGUCGCAUCACAAAGCCAAUGGUCGCCUGGUGUAUUGGAACCUGCGCCAGUAUGUUCACCGCCGAGGUACAGUUUGGUCAUGCCGGUUCAUGUGCAAACUCUGAUCGGGAAACUGCUACCGCCAAGAACAAGUCUCUGCGAGAUGCAGGAGCGUAUGUCCCAGAAUCAUUUGAUUCCUUGGGUGAUCUUAUUGGCAGUGUCUAUAAUGAGUUAGUGAAGUCAGGACGUAUUGUUCCCAAAGAGGAGGUGCCACCACCAACCGUGCCAAUGGACUACUCCUGGGCCCGUGAGUUGGGACUUAUUCGUAAACCAGCAAGUUUCAUGACAUCGAUCUGUGACGAACGAGGUCAGGAAUUGCGUUACGCUGGCAUGCCAAUCAGUGAGGUUCUGAGUAAAGAUGUCGGAAUCGGAGGUGUUAUUUCGUUGUUGUGGUUCCAGCGCUGUCUGCCACCAUAUGUGUGUAAAUUCUUCGAGAUGUGCCUCAUGGUAACCGCCGAUCACGGUCCUGCUGUAUCGGGAGCACACAACACGAUUGUCUGCGCGAGAGCUGGAAAGGAUUUGGUAUCAUCUGUUGUUAGUGGUCUGCUCACAAUUGGUGAUCGAUUUGGAGGAGCUUUAGAUGGAGCUGCCAGGCAGUUCUCCGAGGCAUACGAUUCAAAUUUGCAUCCAAUGGACUUUGUCAAUCAAAUGCGCAAAAAGGGUCAACUGAUCAUGGGUAUUGGACAUCGUGUGAAAUCGAUCAACAAUCCUGAUGUUCGAGUGAAGAUCAUCAAAGAAUUCGUCAUGGAAAACUUCCCAUCUUGUCCAUUGUUGAGAUAUGCUCUUGAAGUUGAAAAAAUCACAACAAGCAAAAAACCGAACUUGAUUUUGAAUGUCGAUGGUGUUAUUGCUACCAGUUUUGUUGAUAUGUUAAAGAAUUGUGGAUCAUUUACAAGUGAGGAAGCUCAAGAGUACAUUAACAUCGGUGCCAUCAACUCAUUGUUCGUUCUUGGUCGAAGCAUAGGAUUCAUUGGUCAUUAUAUGGAUCAGAAGCGACUUAAGCAAGGACUCUACCGCCAUCCAUGGGAUGAUAUCUCAUAUGUUAUGCCAGAACAAUUCAACUAAAUUCCAUCUUUCUUUUCAUAUUUAUUUAUAAAAACAAAACAAAACAAAAAACCUUAAACUGUGUAUUUAGAAGAGUAAGUCUUUUAUUUUCUGUCGCUUAUCGGUCCAAGAUCCGAUCAAAAUGUUACUCUAUAAAGAAAAUCAAAAAAUAUAUCUCAAAAAAUUACUUACACUCCAUAAUUAUUAAGAAAACAAAAAAAAAAGAAAAGAACAAAAACAAAUUGGUUUUCAGAUUUAAUUUAAUUUUGUUUUGCAUUUAAUAUUUUAUUUUAAACUUUUUGUUUUUAUUUUUUAUAAAUUUGUUUGUACCUCUAUCUAUCUUUUUAUCUUCUUCUCCUCUUGCUGUCCUAUAUAUCUAAACCCUCUCCCCCUAUUAACUGUAUGAAGGGAGCCAUUUUAUGGGUGCAAUUUAAAAAAGAAAUAUAAAUAUAAAUAAUUAAAUAAUAUUAAUUAUUAAAACAAAAUAAAUGUAUUUGGCAGUUUUACAGCCAAUCUGUGUAAAAAAAAAGAGAAUUAAAUUUUAACUGCUUGGCUGUUGUAUCCUUGGCAUAAUUUAAAUUAAAGUUGUGUCUAAAAUUAAUUAAAAAAAAAAAGAACAUAGAUAAGAAGAAGCUUUUGCUACUGUUAAUAUUCGUCUGUCAAAAACCGAACAAAAAAGAAAUAAAAUGAUAAUAAUAAUAAUAAUAAUAAAAUAUAUAAAAUGCAUGUAAAUUAAAAUUGAAGAUGUAAGAAGAUUUGUUAAGAAUAAAUUAUACUUUUUAUUGCACAAUAGAGUAUAAAAUAAAAAAAGCACCUUGAUUGGAGAUUUCUAGACAUUUA